AUGAGAGCAGGCAGCACGGAUCUUCGGCAACGGCUGGAGCAGCGCAAGAAGGAACAGUUCGAGAAGUUCACACGGGCACUGUCAGAGGUUAGUCCAACAGAUUUCAUGCAGGAAGAUGCUUUGAAGGCUGGCGGCAUUUGUUUGGACCUUCAGCUUUCGGGUGCCAUACCUCCAAUUACGGAAUCGAGAAGGGUUGACUCUGCCGGUGUCGCAGCGAUAGCCUUGAGCGAGCGACGAGCCGCUGAGGAGUUGAUUGCCAAGGCUCGCCAAGAGUCCUUGCGUGCAAAUCAGGCAAUGGUCGGUCAAGCUCGAAAGUCCCGUGGCCGUGCCCUGCCUUCACGUUUGCGCUUGCGCCCCGUCUCGAUGCAGAGCACACGCACGAACUCGCCGAUGCCCCAAGCUCCAAGCCCCCUGUCGGCCAGCACCUCUGACUGGGCCUCAGCAAUUUCGCCAGAGACUCCCAAGCCGGGCUCUGCCGACUCCGGCUGGACGGACUCUCCUGUUUCCAUGGGCAAAGUCUUCGAGGAGAUGUUGGCGAACUACUACCGCCAGGCAGAAGAACUCCGAGAUGUGGAGUAUGCUGCCAUUCAGCAAGCCCGUCGGCAAGAAACCGAACUGGCCCAGCAAGAGCACGUCCGAAGAGAACACUUCGAAAUGCAGCAUCGCAGACGUGAGUUUGCCAUCAUUCACGAGCUCCACAGGCGCGAACGGCGCCGGGUGUUCGAUGCAUCUCGCACUGUACUUGUAGUGGACCGCCUACAAGAGGAGAGGAUCAAGGCCCAGCUGGAGCAGCAACGCCGAAGGGAGGCCGCACGCCAGCAGCGUGCUCAGAGCAGCGCGCGACGCGCCAAGUAUGAGUCCCACUUCGAUUUCAUUCUCUCCCAGGGCGCCUUAGAACGUGCGUGCUCCAAAGUGGACAGAGAGAAGCACCGCAGGGAUCGAACUGUCCAAACGAAAAAGACGGUCGACAGCCGCAAGGACAGGUGGGUAAAGCACGCAGGUCAUUUGCGUGCUAGGCAUUUGCUUCUACAGGAGCAGAAGCGGGUGCGUGAUGAAGACCGCGAACGUCAACACAAGUACUACGUAUCGCGACAGGAUGCCAUUAGAGAACAAGACUUUCUGGACAAGCAAUGGAAUGUUCAGAUGCACCAUUUAUGUACCAAUGCCGUCCGUGACAUCAAUGCGAUGAAGCAGAAGGACACGAGCGUGUACAGCCACAUGAGCGAAAAGCAGGUCAACUGGUCUACUUCUAUUUCAACCCCGAGUGUACCUAGUAUGGUUGUCGACGACUUGAGCAACUACCAGGAGGCCUUGCAAGCGAUUUCAUCACUGACAGAUGAAGUCCGUGCACAAUUCCCGCUGCACAGACCUUACGUAGGAGAAACUGAAGACGGGCCUGACGAGACCGAAGUUGUCGAAGUUGCUGUGAGCCCUUGA
This is a messenger RNA of Symbiodinium necroappetens, 1437 nucleotides long. NCBI's taxonomy places the organism in Eukaryota, Dinophyceae, Suessiales, Symbiodiniaceae. The record is from the annotation of a GenBank genome assembly.